Messenger RNA from Lasiodiplodia theobromae, 628 nucleotides. RefSeq names its product Initiation-specific alpha-1,6-mannosyltransferase. Gene Ontology annotation, molecular function: alpha-1,6-mannosyltransferase activity. The transcript has 3 exons. Gene Ontology annotation, cellular component: mannan polymerase complex. Gene Ontology annotation, biological process: protein N-linked glycosylation. The annotation marks the transcript as partial. The record is from RefSeq and is a predicted model, not a curated record. Lineage: Eukaryota; Fungi; Ascomycota; Dothideomycetes; Botryosphaeriales; Botryosphaeriaceae.
AUGAGUGACCUGUCUCACAGCACGAUGCUGGAACCGUUCCCCAAGAAAAUCUGGCAAAUUUCGCACUUUGCGCCGGAAGAGAAGCCCUAUUUCAUCGAUGACUACCAAGAGUUGUGGCAACUCAUUCAUCCAACCCACCAGUAUCAAUGCCUUACGGAGCAGAACGAGGACGACUUUGUGAGGCGUGCGUUUCACGAAAACGACUCUGCCCGCAAGAUGUACUUCCUCAUCAAGGACGACGCUAUCUUACGAGCGGACUUCCUCCGAUAUCUAGUUCUUCUCGUCGAAGGGGGCGUUUACACGGAUAUGGAUACUCGACCCAUGCAACCAAUCGAUGUCUGGAUCCCAGAGGAGUUCGCGAACCGGGCCAACAUUGCUCUCGGCGUCGAGAUCGAUAAAGGCCAAGGCCGUUUGUGGAGGGAUAUGCCCUGGACGGUCCAGAUGUCUCAGUUUACAAUCAUGGCCAAGCCGAAUCACCCAUUACUUCGCCACGUUGUGGACAGUGUAGGUGAUAACGUCAGCCGAUUUCUAGAAGAACACGGACCACGUCUCUUCACGAAUGCGGUUUUCCGUUAUCUCUCAGAGCAAACUGGAUUCGAGAUGAACGGAGAUGAGGUAUCUGGUAUUC